Molecule: messenger RNA, 2951 nt
Organism: Morus notabilis
Lineage: Eukaryota; Viridiplantae; Streptophyta; Magnoliopsida; Rosales; Moraceae
Product: E4 SUMO-protein ligase PIAL2
Exons: 16
Coding region: 105-2765 (886 amino acids)
Biological process (GO): protein sumoylation
Molecular function (GO): SUMO ligase activity; zinc ion binding
Source: RefSeq, a predicted model, not a curated record
ACUUGUUGUUACAACAACCGACUCUCUCCACUCCCCAAAAAUUAAAACCGCGAGAGGGAGAGAGAGAGAGAGAGAGUGCGAGCGGUGGUUUCUGCCGAAAGCCGAUGACCCAGACGACGGCGUCAGCACCGGGAGGACUCAAUUCCCUCGCCGGAAACGGCACCGAGCAGCGAUUAACGCCGGCAAUCGUCAACUCCUUCCGAGUCUCCGGCGCCAUGGAGCGCUUGACCACCAUUACUGGGCCCGGCCAACUCAUCGACCAACGCGAGUUUUACGGUCUCUGCGUCUCGCUUUCCAGAGGUAUUGAUUAUGCAGUUGCAAACAAGGAAAGACCGACUACGGCUCGUGAUUUACCAAAGUUAAUGAAACAGAUAUGUGACCGAGAACUUGACGCCCCCUUACUAUGUGCUACCAUGGUGCUGUUGAUUUCGAUGAAGAAUGCUUGUAAGGUGGGAUGGUUUCCAGAGAAGGAGGCUGAAGAGCUUUUAACUUUAUCUAAUGAGAUGGGUAGACACUUCUGUGUUCCAAUAGUGGCUGACACUGUUACUAGCUGUAGUCAUUCUGUUGUUGCAACAGUCAUGGCAAGGUUUUAUCCAUGUAUGAAAAUGGGCCACGUAUUUACCUCCCUUGAAAUCAAGCCUGGAUAUGGAGUUUACACAAAUGAUUUUCAUAUACUGAAGGAGUCGACAUAUUCUCCGGAAGACAAGAUUUGUCUACUUGUAGUACAAGUGGAUAAGACGGAUACAUCUGCAUGUAUUAUAAGUCCUCAACAAGCGAAUUUUCUUAUCAAUGGAAAGGGAGUGGACAGGAGAACUAAUGUUUCUAUGGAUCCUGGACCACUGAUGCCAACAAAUGUGACUCCACUGUUAAAAUAUGGAACAAAUCUACUUCAAGCCGUGGGACAGUUCAAUGGUCACUAUGUUAUUGUUGUUGCCUUUAUGAGUGAAACACCAUUAUCUGAAACUCAAGUUCUGCCAGAUUAUGUUCAACCUCUUGUGGAUGGAUCAGAUUCAGUAGAUGCAGACCUAAUUGAAGGGCCUUCACGAAUAUCACUUAACUGUCCCAUAAGCCAUACCCGUAUUAAAACUCCAGUCAAAGGACACCUAUGUAAACACCUUCAGUGUUUUGACUUCAGUAACUUUGUUAGUAUAAAUACAAGAAGACCAUCUUGGCGUUGCCCUCACUGUAAUCAGUGUGUCUGCUACUCAGAUAUUCGUGUAGAUCAGAAUAUGGCCAAGGUCCUACAAGAGGUCGGAGAUGAUGUUGUUGAUGUAAUUAUCUCUGCGGAUGGAUCAUGGAAGGCUGUCUUUGAAAAUGAUGCUCAUGUGAAUCAGGUUCAAGAUACAAACACCGGCGGUCCAAAAGAAACAUCUGAGCUACAAGAAGCUACCACCACGUUGUCAAAUGCUCUUCCUAGUGUUGUAGAUCUUACUGGGGAUGAUGAUGAGAUGGAUAUUGGGGGCGCUUAUGAAAUUGAGGACAUUAAACCUUCCCUUGCUAAUCUUAGCGCUCCACCUCAUUUAAACAAUAUAAUUGGGGUCAAUCAAAAUGUUGCUGCAGUAGAAGAUGCUUUUCGGACAGGAGGUCACAUUUCCUCUGGGUUGGCGAGCACUCUGAGGUCGGACACCCAAAUGUUUGUUGGAGCCCCUCAGCCCACUCCUGCAACUUUUGUUCAGACUCCUUCCAUUUCUCCAGCACUUAAUCGCGAAGCUGAUGUUCAUGUGAAUACUAAUCCGACAGCUCCUGAAUUGCACAAUCUUUCUUCCCCAAAUAAUUUGCAGUUACAACAGAUGCCUUCUGUGAACUCAAUUUCUAGCAAUGAGUAUGGAAGAUUUCCAACAAUUCACAGAAUUGUAAGCAGGACACCGAUAGCAGUUCAGGCCCUCCCAGCACAGUCCCAAGCACCAGGAGCACCAAGAUUAAGACCUGGUUUGACUUCUUCCACUCCCACACCCACUCCUAGCAGUUCUCCUAUUGCUUCUCAGGCUGGUUUAUCACCAACGGUGAGUGGUUUUAGCACAGUAUACUGUGAUACUGAAAGGCAACAGCACUUUUCGAGAUCGCUUGUCAAUCCACCACAACCGACAGCUGUUGCCUCAUCUUCACUGCAACAGCACUUGAACCAGAAUCGUCAAGAUCGUUCGUUUGCAAGUCCAGUGUCAAAUGGUUAUAGGUCACCAUCGUUACUUUCUGGUUUCCAAAAUGCGCAUCUUCAACAAGCUUUUAAUUCGAGGGCCCAUCCCGUGGUUCGGCCAUCUUCACCUCUCUCACAAACACCGAUCCAGCAAGGAAGUGCUCAAGCAGGGACUGCUCAGGCAUCAUCAGGGGCUGGAGUCCGACAAACGAGGAUUGGGGCUGCUGUUCAGGUAGGAGCAGCUGCCCAGAUGGGUAGACAAUCUCACUUGCCAGCAGUGCAAAGCCAAACAUCCAGACCGGGGCCGUCUUUGCUAGGAAAUGCUGCUAGAGUAUUAACAGGGGAUCAGAGGGGAAAUAUUGGAGGGGGAGUGCAAGCAGAUUCAAGGGCUAAUGGUUCUGCCGAACAGAAUUGGCAGCCAACAGGCCGAAUGCGUGGAAGCCUCAUGGGUCGGAACUAUUCGCAUCUUACAGAUAUAAUGAUCCAGCCUACUCAACAAGCAGAGUCUGCAAGACCACCAUUGCUUCCGGUAUCUUCCCCGCCACCAGCUGUCCCCAGCACGCUGCAGGUGCUUCUUGCCAACAGCAGAAACACUCGUGCUCCGCAACCACAAGGUGAUACCACUCGAUAAUAGAUGGCGUCCCGUGUGUAUAUAUGAAUGCCAUGUCUCAUUCUGUAUUUCCUUGAUCGUUAUCACCAUGUAAAAUUCACUUUAUAGAGUUAAGGGGCUCGAAGCAGCGUUGUUAUCAAUGCACUUGUUUCUAUUUUUCUUGCCCCGAUUUUUCCUUUUGCAGCUAUUAAUUAUUUGGUUGGAACG